Messenger RNA from Cucurbita pepo subsp. pepo (vegetable marrow), 1198 nucleotides. RefSeq names its product peroxidase 56. The record is from RefSeq and is a predicted model, not a curated record. Gene Ontology annotation, molecular function: peroxidase activity; heme binding. Gene Ontology annotation, biological process: response to oxidative stress; hydrogen peroxide catabolic process. NCBI's taxonomy places the organism in Eukaryota, Viridiplantae, Streptophyta, Magnoliopsida, Cucurbitales, Cucurbitaceae.
AUGGCCAUUUCUUCCAAGCUUUUUUCCCUUCUCUUUUUGCAGCUAAUGCUCGCCUCGUCUCUCUCGACCAUCGCCGAAGCACAUGGCUUGUCGUCUAAGUUUUAUCGGUACACCUGCCCCGGGUUGGAGUAUACUGUCGCCAAAACGGUAGCUUUGUAUAUUCAGAAACAACCUACUCUAGCCGCUUCUUUAUUGAGGAUGCACUUCCACGACUGUUUCGUUAGGGGUUGUGACGGUUCUGUGCUGCUAAAUUCGACACCAAACAACCAAGCCGAGAAAGAUUCUAUUCCCAACCUUACUCUAAGAGGCUACAAUGUCGUCGACGCUGUUAAAGCUGCUGUUGAAAAACAGUGCCCUGGUGUCGUUUCAUGUGCUGAUAUCCUCGCUUUGGUGGCUCGGGACGCCGUUAGAAUGAUUGGAGGCCCAUUCUGGAAUGUUCCAACAGGGAGAAGAGACGGAACUGUGUCGAUCUCAAGAGAAGCCCUAAUCAAUUUGCCGCCUCCCUUCGCCAACAUCUCAUCUCUCAAGACAAGUUUCCUCUCCCUAGGUCUCUCCGUCAAAGAUCUCGUCGUUUUAUCCGGAGCACACACAAUCGGAGUCUCGAAAUGCAGUUCCUUCUCCAACCGCCUCUACAAUUUCACCGGCAAUGGCGACGCCGAUCCGAAAUUAGACAAAUACUACGCCGUCGCAUUGAAAGGUAAAUGCAAGCCAAACGACCAGAAAUCGAUCGUCGAGAUGGAUCCAGGAAGCUUCAAGACCUUCGAUGGAAGUUACUACACUCUCGUCUCCAAGAGAAGAGGUUUGUUCCAGUCCGAUUCCGCUCUUCUCGACGAUCCUGACACCAAAGCCUACGUUGUGUUACAAGCAGAAACACGCGGCGCUACUUUCGCCGUCGAUUUCGCUGAAUCGAUGAUCAGUAUGGGACAGAUCGGCGUCCUCACCGGCAACGACGGCGAAAUUAGGCGCCAAUGUAGCGUUGUUAACUGAUUUGCAGAAACGGAUUGCAGUUCUUUUUCAGGCGAGUGGGAAUAAUCGUCUGAUGAUUCGUUCGUUUUGAUUCGGUGUGUGCGUUUCAUGUUUCUGUUCUGUAGGAUCGCGUGGAAACACGUGCGGUUCUGAUUUCAUCUUCAUUUGUCGUGUGAUUCAAUCCAAUUAUUAUUAUUGUUAUUUAUUCAAUAUGAAAUUCAAAUGUUUUUAA